Anguilla anguilla (European eel) is the source of this 3593-nucleotide messenger RNA. It is a transcript of the gene ift80, whose product is annotated as intraflagellar transport 80 homolog (Chlamydomonas). Gene Ontology annotation, cellular component: centrosome; cilium; intraciliary transport particle B. Gene Ontology annotation, biological process: cilium assembly. The coding region runs from base 389 to 2722 and encodes 777 amino acids. Lineage: Eukaryota; Metazoa; Chordata; Actinopteri; Anguilliformes; Anguillidae. The record is from RefSeq and is a predicted model, not a curated record. Gene Ontology annotation, molecular function: protein binding. The transcript has 20 exons.
AACGUUAGAUAACGUUGGCCUACUUGCAAGUGACUUAUUUAGUUUUAUUGCUAAACGUUCAAUUAAUUAGCUAGUGGCUUAUUUUUUGUUCGAAUUUCGAUCAGAUUUUUCGAUGUAGCUAAUCAGCAAUGUAUAUUAUUUAGAUACGUUAAUUUUCGUGCUUCUUGCGGUUUAGGUGUUGGUAUUUGACACAACCCGAUUGUGAAUGUCUUAGGGGCUGUGUAGCUAAUAAAGCUUGCAGUCCAUAUUAGAAGGCUCAUUGCUAUUGGCUGGCUAGCUCGCUAGCAACGAGAUGCAUGUUUAUCCGAGUGACAGGCAUUGAACCGGGCGAAGGCAGCUAUAAUCGAUAAUAGACACCGAGCACUGAAGAUCAAAGAAUUUGCCGAAAAUGAGACUGAAAACCUCCCUCCUAAAGGAGCCUAAACACAAGGAGCUUGUCAGCAGCGUGGGCUGGACCACGCCCGACGAGCUGUUCUCCUGCAGCGAAGAUCACCAGAUAUUCAGGUGGAACCUGCUGACCAAUGAGACCACGCUGGUCGUCAGACUGCCGGAUGACCUGUACCCCGUCGACCUUCACUGGUUCCCCAAAACCGUGGGGGGCAAGAAGCAAGGCCUGGCCGAGAUUUUCGUGCUCACCAGCACUGACGGUAAGUUCCACCUGGGCUCUAAGACGGGCCGGAUUGAGAAGAGUGUGGAGGCGCACCGUGGGGCUGUUAUGGCUGGGCGCUGGAACUAUGAUGGGACUGCGCUCAUUACAGCUGGAGAGGAUGGGCAGAUAAAGAUCUGGUCUAAGAGCGGGAUGCUGAGGUCCACUUUGGCACAGCAAGCCUCCCCUGUGUACGCUGUGGCGUGGGGGCCGGACUCUGACAGGAUCCUCUACACCUCAGGAAAGCAGCUCGUCAUUAAACCCCUGCAGCCCAGUGCCAAGGUCCUGCAGUGGAAAGCGCACGACGGGGUCAUCCUGAAGGUGGACUGGAGCUCAGUCAAUGACCUCAUACUGUCGGGAGGAGAGGACUGCAAAUACAAGGUAUGGGACAGCUAUGGCCGCCUUCUGUACUCCUCAUCCUCACACGACUACCCAAUCACCUCCGUGGCCUGGGCCCCCGACGGGGAGCUGCUCGCUGUGGGCUCCUUCAACACCCUGCGUCUGUGCGACAAGACUGGGUGGUCGUACGCUCUGGAGAAGCCCAACACAGGCAGCGUGUUCAGCGUGGCAUGGUCAGCUGACGGGACCCAGCUGGCGGGCGCCUGCGGGAAUGGGCACGUCAUCUUCGCCCACGUGGUGGAGCAGCGCUGGGAGUGGAAGAACUUUGAGAUCACACUGACCAAGAGGAGGACCAUGCAGGUGCGGAAUGUGUUGAACGACGCUGUGGACGUGCUGGAGUUCCGGGAUCGGGUCAUCAAGGCAUCGCUGUCACAUGAUCACCUGGUGGUCACCACCUCCCUCCAGUGCUACGUGUACAGCACGCAGAACUGGAACACGCCGCUGAUUUUUGACCUGAAGGAGGGGUCAGUCAGCCUGAUCCUGCAGGCCGAGAGGCACUUCCUGCUGGUGGACGGGGCGGGCGUGUACGUGUACUCGUACGAGGGCCGGCUGGUCUCCACGCCCAGGUUCCCCGGGAUGCGCUCGGACAUCCUGAACGCGCAGACCGCCUCCCUCAGCAACGACACCGUCGCCAUCCGAGACAAAACCGACCAGAAAGUCAUCUUCCUGUUCGAGGCUCUGACGGGGAAAGCCCUGGGAGAUGGCAAACCCUUAACCCACAAGAUGGAGGUGGUGGAGAUUGCCCUGGACCAGUGCGGUGCUGCCAGUGACCGGAAGAUCGCUCUGAUCGACAAGAACCGCGACCUCUACCUGACCUCUGUCCGUCGCCUUGGCCGUGAGGACAAGACCAAUAAGAUCGGAACCAUGGUUCAUACGAUGGCGUGGAAUGACUCGGCAAACAUCCUGUGUGGGAUCCAGGACGUGCGGUUCACCGUGUGGUACUACCCCAACGCCGUCUUCGUGGACCCGGACCUGCUGCCCAAAACGCUCUGCACGAAGGACGCAAGUGAGUUCAGCCGGACCCCCCACAUCCUGAACUACGUGGGGACGCAGGUGACGGUGCGGCGUGCGGACGGGUCUCUGGUGUACAGCACGGUCUCGCCCUACCCCGCCCUCCUGCACGAGUACGCUGGCUCCGCCCGCUGGGCCGACGCCCUGCGCCUCUGCCGCUUCGCCAAGGACCAGACGCUGUGGGCGUGUCUGGCUGCCAUGGCAAUGGCCAACAGAGAGCUGACCACGGCGGAGGUGGCGUACGCGGCGAUUGGAGAGGUUGAUAAGGUGCAGUACAUUAACUCUAUAAAGGAGCUCCCAUCCAGAGAGUCUGCUCUGGCUCACAUGCUGCUCUUUAGUGGGCACGUGCAGGAGGCGGAGUCAACUCUGCUGCAGGCCGGCCUCGUGUACCAGGCCAUACAGGUGCACAUCAACCUGUACAACUGGGACAGGGCACUGGAGCUGGCAGUGAAGCACAGGACCCAUGUGGACACAGUGCUGGCCCACCGACACAAGUUCCUGCAGGACUUCAGCAAGCAGGAGACCAACAAGCGCUUCCUGCAGUACUCUGAAGGGGUGGAGGUGGACUGGGAGAAGAUCCAGGCCAAGAUCCAGAUGGAGCUGGCCAAGGAGAGGGAGCGGUCGGCCACCACGUCCGUGAGGAGCAGCGUGGCCUCGCGGCGGUGAAACGCUGCCCACAGCACAGCCUGGAGAACCCGCAGGAGAAACCAGGAGAACCCGCGAGAACCCACAGGAGAACCCGCGAGAACCCACAGGAGAACCCGUACUCACCUGUACGUACCUGUGUCCCUGGAGAACCUGCAUUCACCUGUACGUACCUGUGUCCCUGGAGAACCUGUGUUCACCUGUACGCACAUGUGUCCCUGGAGAACCUGUGUUCACCUGUACGCACCUGUGUCCCUGGAGAACCUGUGUUCACCUGUACGCACCUGUGUCCCUGGAGAACCUGUGUUCACCUGUGCACGGUGAGAAUUCCUGGCGUCUGUAUGGGGCUGUGCGGGUUUCAGGCCUGGGUCAGGUACUUUAACCCUGUGCACACAAUUUUAGAAUCCCCAAACUCAUUCACCAUUAUUCACAACAUUUCUUGAUUUUGGUUAGGGACACAUUCUCAGGGAUCUCCAAAGGAAGUUUAAAAAUUUUACUGGAAUGUAAAUAUUUCACACGUACGGGGCUUCUUGCUUCUCCUUAAUGCACAGCAUCCAAAAUGGACGUCCAUUUUGCAGAAGUCCCCUGGACACCAAAGUCUCUGUCAGAAACUCUUCACCCAGUUAACUCAAGCUCCAGCACUUACAGCUUGUGGUGUGCGUUGUUCAGCCUGUUUCCUCUUUGUGGCUCGUAGUGUUUUUUGUAAUUUAUGACCAAUGUUCAUGCAGCCAGGUUUACAGAAUUUUAUUCCUGUUUCUGAACUAGCUGUUCUAAACUCUCCUCCUUUUUUAUACUUUCCUACUAAUAGUGUCAUUUAAAGGCAAUGUAAUAUGCUUAAACUUUAUAGGUCUAUUUAAAUAUAUAAAUAAAUGAAUUGAUGAAUUUAAAAUGC